Molecule: messenger RNA, 1459 nt
Organism: Ananas comosus (pineapple)
Lineage: Eukaryota; Viridiplantae; Streptophyta; Magnoliopsida; Poales; Bromeliaceae
Product: peptidyl-tRNA hydrolase 2, mitochondrial-like
Exons: 7
Coding region: 185-874 (229 amino acids)
Cellular component (GO): mitochondrion; cytosol
Molecular function (GO): peptidyl-tRNA hydrolase activity
Source: RefSeq, a predicted model, not a curated record
CCUAUAUUUCGAAGGCCCAUUGGACAAUCGGAGCUUCAAAGUGAAGUGCCUUCUGCCCCUCUCCGAGCGAGGAGCGUCCACUCCUGGCAGUCCAACCCACGGCCGCUGGGGAAAUCUACGGUAAGUAGAGGACGAGCUCCACCAGCGGCGGGCGGCGGCGGCGGCAGCGGCAGCGGCGGUGGUGAUGGGGGCCUCCGCUUCAGUGCUUGGCGUCUCGGCCUCCGUCCUCUUCGUCGGCGUCGGGUGCUUCGCCGUCGGCUACCUCCUCGCCCACCGCCGAUCCCUCUACCUCUCCGCCUCCCCCUCCCCCUCCUCGCCCUUCACUUCCGAUGACAGCGACGAAGAUGAGGAGGCGAAGGAGAAGGCGACUAAGAAGACGAGGAGCAGAAGCCUCUUCUUUUGGGCCAGGAGCGCACUCGCUAUGCCCGUCCCCUCGGCGACGUCUAGGGAGCCCAGGGGCUCUAAGCCGAAGAAGAAGCAGAAGCCCCCUCCCCUGGAGAUCGAAACCCUAGCCGAAAUCCUCGAGGACUUCAAAAUGGUAUUGGUCGUUAGGAACGAUUUGAAGAUGGGGAAGGGGAAGAUCGGCGCGCAAUGCAGCCAUGCAACACUGGGUUUGUAUAAGAAACUCUACCAGAGGGCGCCGAAAUCAUUGAGAAGGUGGGAGAUGUGUGGGCAAGUUAAGGUGGUGGUUAAAAUAGAAAGCGAGGAAGAAAUGCUUGUUUUACAAGAGAGAGCAAAGUCAUUAAGGUUACCGACUCACAUAACAAUUGAUGCGGGAAGAACACAGAUUGCACCAAACUCUAGGACGGUCAUGGCUAUUCUUGGACCAGCCGAUUUGGUUGAUGAUGUAACAGGCGGUUUGAAACUUUUAUAGUCUCUGCUGAUUCAAUUCUAUUUAUAAGGUCAAAGGAAUCUUCAGUUUCUGCUAAUUAUUUCAACCGUUCAGAAUGCUGUGGCCGGAAAGGAGAUCCCUCUUCGCUGUCGGCGCCUUCUGACUUGAUCAGAUGGUGUGAAUCUGCAAAAACACCUGCUCCUAAUCUUCCGCCCUCGCGUGCUUUGUCUGAGUAUAUCCGUUGUGUGGAUUUAAUUCAAACUGAACUCGGAGCGCCUUCCAUAUUAUUCAAUUCUCUUAAUGGGAUAUUAAUGAAACAAAUUGAUCUUUUUUUCCUAUCUCUCUUUCACGCUGACAUUUCUGAAGGAAAGAGAUGUUCGAUAGUUUGUGACGGAACUGAAAAUUGUAUGUAGAUCACAAAGUUUUAUGUUAGGACUAGUGAACGUGCACAGUAAGGGAAUGCUAUAUGCACAAGUGUACUCGAGUUCAUGUGCGAGCGUGUGCUCAUGCUCGCACCUGCGUGUGCGCAUUGAAUAUCCCAACACUUGGCGCGAAGACGAGGAGAUUGUAGGUAAAAUAUGUUGCUCUAUUAAAUUAUGGAUAAUAAGAUCUUUGAAGAUGUAGAAA